AUGCACGAAGUCCCAAAUCCCACGGCUAAUACCACUCCAGUCAUUCCUCCUUUUGGGCAGGCUGCGAAUGAAGUCGCUGUAGCGCAGGUGAACCAAGAUCCACCUCCCCCUCCUCCGGCUACCCUACCGGUCAGAAAUGUGAUACCGGAAUGGGUUGAUGCCUCCAAACUUUCUGAGAGGUUUCAAAAGCAUCAUCCUCCUACUUUUUACAAGUUGAUCCAUGACUCUAUGUUCCUGGUUACUUGGAUACGGGAUCUCGAGAGAAUCUUUGAGGUGCUACCGUGCAGUGAUCUCGAGAAGAUCCGAUGUGCUACUUUUCAAUUCCGGGGUGACGUUGAUGUAUGGUGGCAUUCCUCAAAGGAUCAUUUCUGGGUCAAAUAUCCCAAUGCUACUUGGGCUCAAUUUAAGGCAACUUUUCUUGAGAACUACUUUCCAAGGGAUUUUCAGGAAAAGAAGGAAAUUGAAUUCAUGAACCUCAGUCAGGGAUCCAAGUCGGUCCUUGAUUAUCAACAACUCUGUGAGGAGUAUUUCUAUUUUUCUCCAACUCACUUUAAGACUGAGGAUGUGAAGGCAAGAAGGUUUGAAAGAGGGCUUAGAACCAGCUUGAGUACUUCGGUGGUGUUACACAAGUACUCCACCUAUGCAGAAGUGGUUGAAGCAGCCAAGCUGAUAGAAGACUAG
This is a messenger RNA of Telopea speciosissima, 681 nucleotides long. RefSeq lists its product as uncharacterized. Bases 1 to 681 code for a protein of 226 amino acids. NCBI's taxonomy places the organism in Eukaryota, Viridiplantae, Streptophyta, Magnoliopsida, Proteales, Proteaceae. The transcript has a single exon. The record is from RefSeq and is a predicted model, not a curated record.